Molecule: messenger RNA, 4981 nt
Organism: Coregonus sp. 'balchen'
Lineage: Eukaryota; Metazoa; Chordata; Actinopteri; Salmoniformes; Salmonidae
Source: the annotation of a GenBank genome assembly
GGAUAACCACGGUGUUGACCAUGACCACUCUGAGCACAGUGUCCAGGACGUCACUACCCAGGGUUUCCUACGUGACGGCCAUGGACCUCUUCGUCACUGUGUGUUUCCUGUUUGUGUUCGCUGCAUUGAUGGAGUACGCCACACUCAACUACUAUUCAUACGGUGCCAGCCCCAGCCCCAGACCCAGGAAGACCCAGAGAAUGGUAAGAUACAACCCUAGACCCAGGAAGACCCAGAGAAUGGUAAGAUACAACCCUAGACCCAGGAAGACCCAGAGAAUGGUAAGAUGCAACCCUAGACCCCGGAAGACCCAGAGAAUGGUAAGAUACAGCCACAGACCCAGGAAGACCCAGAGAAUGGUAAGAUACAGCCACAGACCCAGGAAGACCCAGAGAAUGGUAAGAUACAGCCACAGACCCAGGAAGACCCAUAUAAUGGUAAAAUACAGCCACAGACCCAGGAAGACCCAGAGAAUGGUAAGAUACAACCCUAGACCCAGGAAGACCCAGAGAAUGGUAAGAUACAGCCACAGACCCAGGAAGACCCAUAUAAUGGUAAGAUACAGCCACAGACCCAGGAAGACCCAGAGAAUGGUAAGAUACAGCCACAGACCAGGAAGACCCAGAGAAUGGUACGAUCCAGACCCAGGAAGACCCAGAGAAUGGUAAGAUAGAGCCACAGACCCAGGAAGACCUAGAGAAUGGUAAGAUACAGCCACGGACCCAGGAAGACCCAGAGAAUGGUAAGAUACAGCCACAGACCCAGGAAGACCUAGAGAAUGGUAAGAUACAACCCUAGACCCAGGAAGACGCAGAGAAUGGUAAGAUACAGCCACAGACCCAGGAAGACCCAGAGAAUGGUAAGAUACAGCCACAGACCCAGGAAGACCCAGAGAAUUGUAAGAUACAACCCUAGACCCAGGAAGACCCAGAGAAUGGGAAGAUACAACCUUAGACCUAGGAAGACCCAGAGAAUGGUAAGAUACAGCCACAGACCAGGAAGACCCAGAUAAUGGUAAGAUACAGCCACAGACCAGGAAGGCCCAGAGAAUGGUGCGAUACAGCCCCAGACCCAGGAAGACCCAGAUAAUGGUAUGAUCCAGACCCAGGAAGACCCAGAGAAUGGUAAGAUACAGCCACAGACCCAGGAAGACCCAUAUAAUGGUAAGAUACAGCCACAGACCCAGGAAGACCCAGAGAAUGGUAAGAUACAGCCACAGACCAGGAAGACCCAGAGAAUGGUACGGUCCAGACCCAGGAAGACCCAGAGAAUGGUAAGAGACAGCCACAGACCCAGGAAGACCUAGAGAAUGGUAAGAUACAGCCACAGACCCAGGAAGACCCAGAGAAUGGUAAGAUACAGCCACAGCCCAGGAAGGCCCAGAGAAUGGUACGAUACAACCCUAGACCCAGGAAGACCCAGAGAAUGGGAAGAUACAACCUUAGACCUAGGAAGACCCAGAGAAUGGUAAGAUACAGCCACAGACCAGGAAGACCCAGAGAAUGGUAAGAUACAGCCACAGACCAGGAAGGCCCAGAGAAUGGUACGAUACAGCCCCAGACCCAGGAAGACCCAGAUAAUGGUAUGAUCCAGACCCAGGAAGACCCAGAGAAUGGUAAGAUACAGCCCCAGACCCAGGAAGACCCAUAGAAUGGUAAGAUACAGCCACAGACCCAGGAAGACCCAGAGAAUGGUAAGAUACAGCCACAGACCAGGAAGACCCAGAGAAUGGUAAGAUACAACCACGGACCCAGGAAGACCCAGAGAAUGGUAAGAUACAGCCACAGACCCAGGAAGACCCAUAGAAUGGUAAGAUACAGCCACAGACCCAGGAAGACCCAGAGAAUGGUAUGAUCCAGACCCAGGAAGACCCAGAGAAUGGUAAGAUACAGCCCCAGACCAGGAAGACCCAGAGAAUGGUAUGAUCCAGACCCAGGAAGACCCAGAGAAUGGUAAGAUACAGCCACAGACCCAGGAAGACCCAGAUAAUGGUAUGACCCAGACCCAGGAAGGCCCAGAGAAUGGUACGAUACAGCCCCAGACCCAGGAAGACCCAGAUAAUGGUAUGAUCCAGACCCAGGAAGACCCAGAGAAUGGUAAGAUUCAGCCACAGACCCAGGAAGACCCAGAGAAUGGUAAGAUACAGCCACAGACCCAGGAAGACCCAGAGAAUGGUAAGAUACAGCCCCAGACCAGAAGACCCAGAGAAUUGUAUGAUCCAGACCCAGGAAGACCCAGAGAAUGGUAAGAUACAGCCACAGACCCAGGAAGACCCAGAGAAUGGUAAGAUACAGCCCCAGACCCAGGAAGACCCAGAUAAUGGUAUGAUCCAGACCCAGGAAGACCCAGAGAAUGGUAAGAUACAGCCACAGACCCAGGAAGACCCAGAUAAUGGUAUGAUCCAGACCCAGGAAGGCCCAGAGAAUUGUACGAUACAGCCCCAGACCCAGGAAGACCCAGAUAAUGGUAUGAUCCAGACCCAGGAAGACCCAGAGAAUGGUAAGAUACAGCCACAGACCCAGGAAGACCCAGAGAAUGGUAAGAUACAACUACGGACCCAGGAAGACCCAGAUAAUGGUAAGAUACAGCCCCAGACCAGGAAGACCCAGAGAAUGGUAUGAUCCAGACCCAGGAAGACCCAGAGAAUGGUAAGAUACAACCACGGACCCAGAAAGACACAAAGAAGUGUAAGGCUGUCAGCGUGGUAUGUAUGAGCAAAGCAUGGGCCUCAGAACACAUUAAGAAACAGUUCAGAAACCAUGGCAGUUUUACUCACCAACAUUAUAGUUCAACAGCUGGAUCAUAAAAUCCAGUCUUCCAGUAUGAUUUGUCCACUUCCGUCAACAUUGCUACAGUAUUAUUACAAGAACAACACAUCCAAGAUAAUGACAUGAUUUCAGGCUUGUAAUAUCUUCUGAUUGAGGAGGCCGUCCAGUUCUAUCCUGUGGGAUUUAAAAAUAUAAUGGGGAAUAAGGGAAUACGAACAUGAAGGAAUGUAAUGAUAUAUUCCUUGAUUGGUAUUGGCCCUCUUAGUGCAGUGUUGCUCGGCUCAAUUCACAGAGGAGUAUAACUUAGCUUAUCCCCUCCAAGAGCUCUCUUCAACCAGCUAUGGGCCCUGAUCCUGCAGAGAGAAACAGAGACACGGUGUGUGUCUACAAACGGCACCCUAUUUUCAAUAUAGCGCACUACAAAAGUAGUCCACUAUGUAAGGAAUAGGGUGCCGUUUGGGACGUACCCCAGACCCAGGGGCAAGAGGUCUUUCAGAUGAUGGAGACAUACUGACUAAUCUCCUCUGAUAGGAACAGUAUUACAUUAACAAUUCUCCCGUCUCAUAUUGCCUCACAGGAUUCUCUGCCCCUUAAACACAGACAAUAUGAACCUACUCCUGUCUGGGAUUAGUUUAUGUCUGCAGUAAAAAAUCUUUGUUUACCAUAAUGUAUGGGGAAUUAUGUCUCCUAUACAGUACUUCCCCUGAUUAGUUACAGUAUACUUAUGUAUUAGUAAUAUUACAAUGAUAAGGUUAAUACUAUAUAUUGGUCGGGGCCUGGCCCGCCCUACCGUACCUCCUUGAUUACUUAUCCUGUUUAUCAGUCAGAGCCUGCUUUAUCCAACCGAUCUUGAUAUUAGUCAUAUAACAAUGAAAGAUUUAUCGAUAAGUAUUAUUUUAGAAACCUCUGCUGUUAAAGAAGUACAGCAGCCUUCAAAGUCUCACCUAAAUGUAUUCAUAUGACAGUUUCUUACUUUUAACCCCUUUGAUGGAUCUCUUCUAACAGAGGUUCUGUUAUAUUAUCUCUGAAGUUGUUUUAGAGUCUGUGAUGCUGCUCAACUCUGUCUGAUAUUGAUAGACGUCUAAAGUCUGUGAAUGAGGUCAGGGAUGGGGGAGGUCGUCCCAAAUAACACCCUAUUCCUUAUAGAGUGCACUACUUUUGACCAAAGCCCUAUGGGAUGUGUCUAUAUAGUGAAAGGGUGCCAUUUAGGACGGAGACUGGAUGAUCCCAGCUCCCAGAUCUGAGUGUCAGUCCUCUCUGGAUGCUUACUGCUCAGAUUAAACGCAUGACAGUGCACUUCCUUCCUCUCAAACCUGAUAUCCCACGGGGGGCCAGUAUGAAAAAUUUAUGCACUCACUAACUGUAAGUCGCUCUGGAUAGGAGCGUCUGCUAAAUGACUAAAAUGUAAAUGUCUCUGUGUCCUGGCAUGAUGCUCCAAGAGAGUCACUCCACUAACCAAGUCUCUCUCUCUCUCUCUCUCUCUCUCUCUCUGUCUCUGUCUCUGUCUCUGUCUCUGGUCUCUGUCCUGUCUCUGUCUCUGUCUCUGUCUCUCUGUCUCUGUCUCUCUCUCUCCAUCUCUCUCUCUGUCUCGUCUCUGUCUCUGUCUCUGUCUCUGUCUCUGUCUCUGUGCGAGGGAGAGGGAUAGAGAGAGAGGAGAGAUAGAUAGAGAGAGAGAGAGAGAGAUAGAAGAAGAGAGAGAGCGAGAGAGAGGGAGAGCGACGAGAGAGUAUGAGAGAGAGGGGGGAGAGAGAGAGAGAGAGGAGAGAGAGAGAGAGAGAGAGAGAGAGAGAGAGAGAGAGAGACGAUCUAUCUAUCUCGGUGAUCUCGCUCUCUCUCUAGCGGUCUCUACUCUCUCGGUGUCUCUAUUGAGUAGCUGAGUCUCGUAUAUCGAAUGACCUUCUCUCUCUCCCUCCCUCACCCUCCCUCCCUCCCUCCAGAACUACUCAGUGUUGGAAGUGGGACCCCCCCCUACAGUGAUCACGUAUAACAACUCCCUGUACUGGCAGGAGUUUGAGGACACCUGUGUCUAUGAGUGCCUGGAUGGGAAGGACUGCCAGAGCUUCUUCUGCUGUUACGAUGAGUGUCGAGGAGGAGGCUGGAGGAAAGGACACAUCCAGAUAGAUAUACUGGAGCUGGAUGCUUACUCCAGGGUCUUAUUCCCCACCUCCUUCACUCUGUUCAAUGUAGUCUACUGGGUUAGCUACCUGUACCUU